Molecule: messenger RNA, 225 nt
Organism: Puccinia triticina
Lineage: Eukaryota; Fungi; Basidiomycota; Pucciniomycetes; Pucciniales; Pucciniaceae
Exons: 2
Coding region: 1-225 (74 amino acids)
Source: RefSeq, a predicted model, not a curated record
AUGGCACUCGUGAGGAAUUACCGCCCCUCGCUUGUGCAAAUCCUUGCACUUCGUGAUCCAGCAGCGGCCAGAUCCUGCUUCCCCUCUCAAUUCCAUCUCUCCCGGAUCCUCGAAUGGCUGAACCCUUUUCCACCCACCCUCUCCUCGCUCCGCGGAACUCGGCAAAAGGCGACUCCCGAUCUACAGGAAGACAAAUUGGACCGCAAAAUCGGCGGAAAAUUGUAG